CGCAAAGAACAGAAGCAUCUGUGCCGCAUUACACAUCCGGGUCCUCCCCCAACAAAACAGAACGCAAAGAACAGAAGCAUCUGCGCCGCAUUACACAUCCGGGUCCUCCCCCAACAAAACAGAACGCAAAGAACAGAAGCAUCUGCGCCGCAUUACACAUCCGGGUCCUCCCCCAACAAAACAGAACGCGUGGCAGAACGGAAGCAUCUGUGCCGCAUUACACAUCCGGGUCCUCCCCCAAUGGGGAGCAUUAUUUUCUAGGACUAAAGCACGCGCGCGGCCUCGGCCCACCGCCUGAGACAGGAGGCGCGAGCUGCAUCUCACCUCAACUUGAACCGGGUUGAUUCGUCGUCAUGACGGGCAGGAAGGCUGUUGAGGUGUAUUUGGACCUUCUGUCGCAGCCCUGCCGGGCGGUGCACAUUCUGCUCAACUAUAAUAGAGUCCCGCACAGCGUCCGGACGGUGGCGCUGAGGAGGGGUGAGAACAAAACUCCAGAGUUCACUAAGUUGAAUCUGAUGCAGAAAGUUCCUGUCAUGGUGGACAACGGGUUUGUCCUCACUGAGAGUGAUGCCAUCCUAAAGUACCUGGUCUCCAGGUAUGACAUCCCACAGCACUGGUAUCCACGGCAACUGGAGAGGAGAGCCAGGGUGGACGAAUACACAGCCUGGCAUCACACACACACACGACCACAUGCUGCUAAAGUCUUUAUACUGGAGGUUCUGCUGCCCCGUAUGAUGGGAUCUCCUCCUGACCCAGUCAAACUGAGUCGGGCUCUGGCUGAACUGGGAGAGACUCUGGACAGACUGGAAUCCAUGUUCUUAAAGAGACAGCCCUUCCUCUGCGGUGAUGACAUCACACUGGCAGACCUACUGGCCAUCUGUGAGCUCAUGCAGUUGGGGGCGACAGAGAUGUUCUGGAGAACCGACCACAGCUGCAGCAAUGGCGCCGCCGCGUCCAAUCGGCUCUGGGGGAGUCCUUCGAUCAGGCCCAUGCCGUCCUCUACGCACUACGUGAUCGCAACAAGGCCAAGCUGUGAAUCAGCCUUUAUCCAGCCAAUCAAAGCAGGGCUGAGGUGUGACGUCAUGGAGGGCGGGGCAGGUGUCUGGACAGGAAGACACCAGAGUCCUUCUGGUUUAACCUGUUUACACCAAAUCUGGAGCGAACCAGCUGGUCUGUCUGAAUGAACAGUUGUCUUCGUCUCAGUCAUGGGUCUUUUGUGUUCAAGUUGAUUUUAAAUAUUUAAAAUAUUAAUAUUAAAUAUUUUAAUAUUAAUGACAACACCAAGAGUAAAUCUGUGAUUCUGUAAAAUGGAAUAAACUGAGCAACUGGUUUCUUCUUGUCAGUCGCAGUAACACAGGUGCUGCAGGCAGACAAGGUUCCGGGUUUGAAAGGAAUUCUCUUUAUGUGAAGCGAAUGAUUUUCAUUGUUGUGUUAUGAAAUUAUUCAAUUCUGAGCGUUAAAUCAAAACUGAAAUGAAAUUCAACAUUGCCAGUAAGCAGACCUGAACUGUUUCACCUCGAGUCAUCUUAACUGACCAGCAUGCGGCAGCAGCAGGGCAUUGUGGGAAAGUGUUCGUGGUCUCGGUAGAUUGUGGGCUUUCAAUCAAUAAAUAUUCUGUUGAGUCAG
Molecule: messenger RNA, 1626 nt
Organism: Lampris incognitus (smalleye Pacific opah)
Lineage: Eukaryota; Metazoa; Chordata; Actinopteri; Lampriformes; Lampridae
Gene: gstt2
Product: glutathione S-transferase theta 2
Exons: 5
Coding region: 354-1184 (276 amino acids)
Biological process (GO): glutathione metabolic process
Cellular component (GO): cytoplasm
Molecular function (GO): glutathione transferase activity
Source: RefSeq, a predicted model, not a curated record